This is a messenger RNA of Rhinocladiella mackenziei CBS 650.93, 2172 nucleotides long. RefSeq lists its product as uncharacterized. Gene Ontology annotation, cellular component: cytosol. NCBI's taxonomy places the organism in Eukaryota, Fungi, Ascomycota, Eurotiomycetes, Chaetothyriales, Herpotrichiellaceae. Bases 1 to 2172 code for a protein of 723 amino acids. Gene Ontology annotation, molecular function: flavin adenine dinucleotide binding; NADPH-hemoprotein reductase activity; FMN binding. The record is from RefSeq and is a predicted model, not a curated record. The transcript has a single exon.
AUGGCUACUUCCACCUUCAGCUUAGGCCUGAGUGCGCGUGCCCCUAUUCUGCUGAAUCAAUUCGUCAAGCAACCAACAUAUGACGAUGUGAUUGUUGUCGUCUUGCUGCUUCUCGGCGGGCUCUUUUAUAUCAGCCAUGGUCGGUUGUGGGAUAAGCCGGAUCCUUACUAUUACAAAUGGUUUGAAAGACCACAAUCGUCGGAUCUCGGCUUGAUCAACACCAGUGCGAAUACUCGUAACAUUGCCGAAAAGCUCAAGGAAUCGAACAAGGAUGUCGUGGUGUUUUGGGGCUCUCAGUCGGGCACUGCCGAGGGGUUCGCACAUCGCCUAGCCCGAGACCUGAUGCAUCGACUUCGACUGGAAACUCUGGCAGCAGACUUGUCCGACUUCGAUCCCCAUACCGUGGCAAACAUCCAGCAGUCCCAGAUUGCAAUAUUUCUGCUUUCGACCUAUGGGGAGGGCGAUCCGAGUGACAACGCCACUGCCUUCGUCAACUGGCUCCGGUCGAACCCUGAGGUGACUCUUCAUAAUCUGAGAUUUGCAGCCUUUGGAUGUGGAAACAGCAACUAUAAAUAUUAUAACGCAGUCAUAGAUCAAGUCACUCACUCUCUCGAAAGCAUGGGAGCGAACAAGUUGCUAGAGACGGGAAAAGCAGAUGAUGCCAAAGGGACGACUGAGGAAGAUUUCGUGGAUUGGAAAGACACUCUGGUUACAGCCUUCUCCUCCCAGCUAGGGUUCUCUUCAGAGCCACAGUUAGAGUACAUCCCUUCGGUUCGUGUUGUUGAGGAUGACUCCACUGACGUUUCGGGGAUCCAUCUCGGAGAGCCAAGUUUAAGUUCGAUGGGUAAAAUCAACACAUCAUCAGGUCCAAUUUCGUCAAUUGUCCAGUUGCCAAUCACUGGUGUAAGGGACCUUGUCAAGAUUCCCACGAAUGCUCCGUCCUGCCUGCAUAUGGAGUUCGACCUUUCUCGGCAACCGAUGAUCAAGUACAAGACUGGUGAUCACAUGGCCAUUUUUCCGGUCAAUCCUGAUGCCGAAGUCUCAAUGUUACUCCGGCUCCUCAAGCUCGAGGCCAGAGAAAAUGUCCCUAUCAUGAUCACUCCUAUCGACCCCGACGAUAGCUCACUGAGGAUCCCAUCCCCGACUACCCCUCGUGCUCUUUUCCAACACUAUCUUGAGGUGUGUGGCCCUGUGUCUAGAGAGGUCGUCCGGGAUCUGGCUCAAUGGGCAUCAACUGAACGCGCUCGAUCAUUUCUUCUCGGUAUAGUGGCGGACAAAGCAACAUAUGCGGAUUUUGUGGCGCGGCAUCACCUUACACUCGGCCGUCUUCUACAGCACACUUUAUCCGUGGAUUGCAACGCUGACUGGUCUGGAUUGCCAUUGUCGUUCAUUGUCGACAAUCUGCGGCCAAUGACGCCUCGCUACUAUUCUAUCUCCAGCUCUUCGGUCACGUCACCUCGGCGUGUCAGUGUCACUGUUGCGGUAGAGUCCUCGCCGUUACCGCUGGACACCCAAACCACGAUUCCCGGACUGGCGAGGAGCUACCUGUCCUCUUUCCUGACUUUUUCCCCGCAGCCAGCCCUUGGGAUCCCGAAAUCAUCCCCGUCCCCAAGCAUCUAUGCUUUCAUCCGCCGCUCGGCCUUCAAAUUGCCAGCUUCACAGAGGACGCCGCUCAUACUUAUCGCCGCUGGGACAGGAAUCGCACCAUUCCGUGCAUUUGUACAGGAACGGGCCCGCCUCGCGGCGGCGACGAGAAGCAGUAGCCAUUCACCGGCAGAGAAACGUAAUAGUAGUGCUGGGCCCAUUCUUCUCUUCUUCGGCUGCCGUCACCCCGAGAGAAACUUGUUGUACCAAGACGAAUUCUUCGACUUGGAGAAUGAUGUUCUCAAAGGCAAGCUUACAAUUAUUCACGCAUUCUCCAGGCUAGAGGGGCAGAAAAAGAUGUACGUCCAAGAUCGCGUGGAGGAGAAAAUGGAAGAAGUCUCGAGACUGCUACUCGAGGAGGAUGCCAGCUUGUACGUAUGUGGGUCUGCGGCGAUGGCAAGAGAUGUGAGCAGUACCAUCUGCCAAGGCGUCAAGUUACGCAAAGGAUUUGAGGGCGAAGACGAAGUGAAGAAAUGGAGGGAGGAGAGAAAGAGAGCGAAGAAAUGGCAAGAGGAUGUAUGGGGAUAA